UUAUCCAGGAAGUAAAAAAACAUCAACAAUCCUUCCAGGUUGGGCGAAGUAUCGGGUAGCCUUUAGCUGGGUGGCCUUUCAGGAGCCUGCGUUUCUCCUAAGCUCUGUUUUAUUUUUUCGCAUUUUUAAGCGAGAGCUCCUUUGUAGCCCAGACAUGUCGUUGUUCGGCAAGAUAUUUGGAGGAGGAGGAAAAGGGGGAAAGGGACCGAGUCCACAGGAGGCGAUCCAGAAACUCCGUGAAACGGAGGAGAUGCUAACGAAGAAACAGGAAUUUUUAGAGAAAAAAAUCGAACAGGAGCUGCAGAUUGCCAAGAAAAACGGCACAAAAAACAAAAGAGCCGCCCUGCAGGCUUUGAAAAGAAAGAAGAGGUACGAGAAACAGCUGGCCCAGAUCGAUGGCACCCUGUCCACCAUCGAGUUCCAGAGGGAGGCACUGGAAAACGCCAACACCAACACGGAGGUGCUGAAGAACAUGGGCUUUGCUGCCAAGGCCAUGAAGUCUGCCCAUGAAAAUAUGGACAUUGACAAAGUGGACGACCUCAUGCAAGACAUUACGGAGCAGCAGGAGCUGGCUCAGGAAAUCUCUGACGCCAUUUCUAAACCCGUUGGCUUUGGAGAAGAGUUUGAUGAGGAUGAGCUGCUGGCAGAGCUGGAUGAGCUGGAACAAGAGGAGCUGGACAAAAACCUGCUGGAGAUCGGAGGACCAGAGAACGUCCCCCUCCCCAACGUGCCUUCUACUUCAUUACCUUCCAGACCUGCCAAGAAAGAAGAAGACGAGGACGACAUGGAGGACCUGCAGCGCUGGGCGGAGGCCAUGUAAACGCAGCAUCCCUUCACAUCACACCUGCAUCUGAGCGAGGAAAGAGGAAGGAGCAACAUAUGGAAUGAACUGAUUGGAUGUUGAGUGUUUCUUUUUUGUGUGUCUGAGGAGAGCUGACAUUGUGUAACACUACAAAAUAGGAAACAAUGCUGUACUUUUUUUUCCUCCCUUCUUAUUUUCUUCUGUUAUCACCCCCAAAAAAUGGAACUUUGAGACCCAUUGCCUCUUAUUGCUAACUUAUGAGGGUCUCAGAGUCACCUAGACAUUUUUUAUCCUUGAUUUUUAAACCAACCCAUCAAUGGUCCCCAAAGCAGGCAGGAUCAUUUCAAUAGAAGUAGCGUUUGUUUCAAGCGACGUGCUGCAGAGAUCUGAUGAUGUUUAGAACAUCAGAAUUUUCACUAAAGCUAAAUCCUUAUGGUUCUUGCUCCAAAAUAUGUAUUUGUCUUGUUGAUUACCUAAAUGUUUUUGUUGUUUUUUUUUUUUCCUUAAUUCCUUUAUUUACCUUUAUUUGUUUCCUAAUUGCUCUUUAACCAGAAGCAUGCAGAGGGUGAGGAUUCUGCAGAUUCUGCGUGUGUUUGCAAAAAGCAUAACCUCAUAUUUUGUGUGAAGCUGCAGGGCUCUGACCUUUCUCUUUACCUCCUGUCAUUCGUUUUAGCCUCAGAAGGCAUCCUCACCAGUGAUUCUUGUUAUUUGGUGUAAAUAUCUCAACUGUAUCUCUUUUUCAUAUGAAGUUUUCGAGAGGUUCGGGCUGAAUUCGUGCAAAGCAUGCAGACAUGGGAAGUCACAAUACAGAUCACUCCGCACGGCUUUUGAAGGGAGAAGCUUAACCCAACAACUCUCAUCCUACUCUCUCUGUCCUUAUAAGGGUUUUGUUUCAGAUUGUAUAUUGUUAAAAAUAAUAAUAGUUAUAAUAAACUUUUGUCACAACUUAUGAGUUGCAUCCAGAUGGAAAUGGGGAUUUCAGAUUUCCUAUCUGCAAUCCACAACAGCUGCAGUUUGGAGACGAAAGGAUUCAUUUUUGAAGUCACAUGUUUUUUUUUUGUUUUUUUUUCAUUAAAUAGAAAAGAAAAUUCAAGGAGAGAUGGAGAAAGCAUGUCUGCAUUUCUAUGUUUUAUUUAUCCAGAUGAGAAUAUUAUUUGCAGAAUCAUUAAAAGUUUACAGAUCCUUUACUGUUGUGGAAGCUUUAUCUUUAUCAAGUGUUUAUUGACACUUUUUUAUUCUUAUUCUCCAUCUUUGCAGAUGGAGAUUAUGGCUGUAAAUGAGGACCAUUAAACAGUUAAUAACCCAAUGAUUUUGAAUAUACAGAUCACUUAAAGCUCUUUACAUUUUAAGUCACAUUAAUUCACCCUUCAAUAACAAUGAAUAUUUUUUGUGUGCAACCAGUGAAUGUACAAUCAACAUCUUAAUACUAAAUACUUGGUGUAGAUUAAAUCUCUUCCUGUAUCAAUCAGUCGUUAAUAUCAUUGAUAACUGUUUUUUUUUUCUUUUUCAAAUGAUUUUUUCAAGCUUUUCAAACCAACCUUUGCAGAAAAGUAACAUUGGGGCCUUUUUACCCAUAACAUUAUAUGGUUUUGUCACCACAUUUGAAUCACAAGUAGGUCGAUUUAAUCGAUUUUGAAUCGAUUCCUUUACAUUUUUGCAAAAUCAAUGUCUAGGGAAUGAGAUCGAUUAUUUUUAUAGUGAUGCGCGUGACGGUCACAUUCAAAUGAGCAGGAAAGAUGCAGUCAAGAUGACUUCAAGCCAGACAGCUAUAUAUAUAGCCAAUAGGUUGACUGAAGACAUUAUCAAAUGGGGUCUGACCAGCAAACACCCUGUAUAAUUGUUACAGACAUCGCUGCCAAUAUGGUUUGUGCAGUGGAGAUAAUGCAGCUCAUGCAUGUCUGCUGUGUCCCCGAUGUGUCAGGUCUGCUUGCUCGUGUGAUGCUUCACUUUUCACAAACAAGUUUGCAUUUUUGAGACAUUUUUAUUCACAUCUCAAGUUUAAACUGUCCGAUUUACAAGUUUGCACUUUGUGUUUGAUAUGACAGGAAAAAAUAA
Molecule: messenger RNA, 2857 nt
Organism: Cyprinodon variegatus (sheepshead minnow)
Lineage: Eukaryota; Metazoa; Chordata; Actinopteri; Cyprinodontiformes; Cyprinodontidae
Product: charged multivesicular body protein 4b
Exons: 5
Coding region: 155-820 (221 amino acids)
Biological process (GO): vesicle budding from membrane; late endosome to vacuole transport via multivesicular body sorting pathway
Cellular component (GO): multivesicular body; cytoplasmic side of plasma membrane; ESCRT III complex
Source: RefSeq, a predicted model, not a curated record